UUUUUUUUUUCAUUUCUUACCAAUGAGACACUCUAUGCAAAUUCUGAAGCCUGGCAUUGCAUACCACAAUGUAGAACAUCUAUGGUUUCUUACCACUAAAAAUACCUCUUAUGUAUUGGGCGUCGUUCCGGACACGGGUAUCCUUUUAAAUCUUCAUUGGGGACCUAGACUAGUUACCAUGAAGGACAUAAAUCUCCCCAUUGAGCUUCCCAAAGAAAGAAGCUCCCAAGAUCCCGCUAUUACGGCAGCACGCGAAGAAUUUCCCGUCUUUGGUGGUUUGAGGUACGGUCCUGAUCUUUUAAGAGCCAAGUUUGAAAACGGAACACGCGAUUUGGACCUGGCCUACGUGAGCGGCGAGGUAGAAAAUGACGAGCUGAAAAUCCUUUUGCUGGACAGAAUUCACCAGAAUUUCCAGGUGCAAUUGGUUUACACCCUGGAUAUUGAAAAUGAUCUUAUUGUUCGUCAAGCAUCCAUCAUAGCUGCAGAAACAUUAAACACUUACAAAAUAUCAAAGGCAUUGACAGCAGCCUGGCAUAUACCUCCUCCAGCCAAUAGCUCUCACCGCGAGUUGAUUACAUUAGCGGGUGCUUGGGCUGCUGAAACUCAAGUUCAAAAGCAUUCACUUCAACCCGGCACAUCGCACGUACUACAGUCUGUAAGAGGUAUUCCAUCCGCUCAAGCCUAUCCUUAUUUCGCCGUCAAAGAUACCACAAGCGAUGGAGAACAUAGUGAAUGCGAAGUUUAUUUUGGAACGUUAGGAUGGAGCGGUAAUUGGGAAAUUGAAGUUCACACGGAUAUCGAGGGAAAUAUCAUUGUAACAGGUGGUAUUAACAGUCGCGAUUUUGGUUGCUCCUUAAUGCGGGCCUCAUUUGACCUACCAGUAUUUGUUGCUGGGUACACUGCAGAUGGAUUGUCGGGUGCAAGAAAAUCCAUCACUAAUCAUAUACGUGAAAACAAGGUUACGCAAUUGAUAUCGGAACCUGAUACAUUGGCGCCUGUACUGUACAAUGGCUGGGAAGCAUAUGGCUUCGACGUCAACAUCACAAACCAAAUGGAGAUUGCCAGAAAGGCUGCUUCUCUUGGAACGGAGUUAUUUGUUUUGGACGAUGGUUGGUUUCGCAAACGUAAUUCAGAUAAAGCGGGUUUGGGUGACUGGUACCAUGACACAAGAAAGUUUCCUAACGGGUUGAAGCCCUUGGCGGAUUAUGUUCAUAGUCUGGGUAUGAAGUUCGGUUUAUGGUUUGAGCCUGAAAUGGUAAAUCCUGAUUCAGACUUGUACCGUAAACAUCCUGACUGGGUGUAUCAUUAUUAUGAACGUACCCGGCAUUUGGAGAGAAAUCAACUAGUGCUCGACAUCACUAAGCCCGAAGUGAGACACUAUUUGGCAGAACGUAUGCUGGCCAUCAUUAAGGAGGUGGGCGUUGACUACGUUAAAUGGGAUAUGAAUCGACCUAUUUCCGAAGCAGGUUCAAGAUUGGGCGAGGAAGUGUGGGUCGCACAUGUCAAGUCGUUUCAUGCACUUGUGAUGAUUAUUAAAAUGGCUGGUAGUACAGUGCAGAUCGAAUCAUGUUGUAGCGGUGGCGGAAGGGCAGAUAUGUCUAUUUUAAAAAAGGUAGAAUCAUGCUGGCCUAGUGAUAACACUCGACCGGAUGCUCGCUUAAUGAUCCAAUACGGUAGUUCGCUCGUUAUUCCACCUGAAAUGAUGAGUUGCUGGGUUACUGAAUCCCCUAAUGAUGAUUAUUUUACCAAUAUUCCUAUUUCCUAUCGAUUUCAUGUCUCGUUUAUGGGUGCGUUAGGUAUUGGCUCCGAUCUAAACAAGCUCACACAAUCCGAGUUUGGAGACUAUAAAGAAUGGAUUAGAUUAUAUAAACGUGUUAAACAUAUCGUGCAGAAAGGAGACCUAGAUUGGUUAGUGGUGCCACCUAAUGUAAAUAAGCUAGCUUCAUCCCCAUCCUCUUAUACGGCCGUUACCCAAACAAAUAGUAAGAAAAGGGACGAGUCUAUCGUAUUGGCGUUCCGACAAUUCAGCCCAUUUUGGUUGCCCUUACGCCCUGUUCGGUUACGUGGUCUAAUUCCUUAUGCCGUCUAUACUGUCACUAUUUGGAAAACCGAUCCCCGUACGCCCGUAUAUGAAGGAAUCAUGUCUGGUGGUUCACUUAUGGGCAAGGGACUUAAUUUGCCUUAUCUGACAUCCAAGGCCUAUAGCAGCGUUGUAAUCUAUUUAAAGCAAAUGUUGGACGAUUGAGAAUAACCCACGAUAGGGGAAUCAAAGGGUGAGUUAAACAAAAACCUUAAUUUCCCAAAUCCCCAUUUUCGCAAAAAGGUAAAACUGGGGCCAUUUCCUUUUCUCCCCAUUAUAUAUAUUUUAUACAUUAAUACAAAACAAGAACAUGGAUUCUUUUCAAAAAAAAAAAAAAAAAAAAAAAAAGAAG
Molecule: messenger RNA, 2432 nt
Organism: Mucor mucedo
Lineage: Eukaryota; Fungi; Mucoromycota; Mucoromycetes; Mucorales; Mucoraceae
Product: alpha-galactosidase
Exons: 1
Coding region: 23-2245 (740 amino acids)
Biological process (GO): carbohydrate catabolic process
Molecular function (GO): alpha-galactosidase activity
Source: RefSeq, a predicted model, not a curated record